AUGGCUACGACUGAGUUCGGCAUCGUCUACGCCGUCCACAUCAUCACCGUCCAGUUCGGUUCCGUCGUAUCGAAAGUCUGCGAAUGUCUUCUCCGUAGAGGACCUCUUUCCUCGCGGGACAUCUCUCGUCUUGCGGAAUCUGACAUCAAUCACAACAAAGUCAAGGACAUUCUGUACCUCUUGAUUCAGCACAAUUGCGUUCAAGCUUUCUCUGUUGAACCGCCUGAUGGUUCCGAGAGCAAAGCUAUUGUGCAGUACGUUGUGCUGUUUAACAACAUUCUUCAUCGUGUGAGGUAUAACAAGUUUUCGAGGAUUGUAAACGAAGAACUUGGGUCUCAGUGCGUCGCAGUUCUUGAUGGUUUACUUGGUAACGGUAGGCUUACCUUGGGACAGCUGAUAGAAAGAGACAAAGAUUCAGAACAUACAAUAGGUUCAGAAGCGAUAAGAGAUUCUCUUCAGAGAUUGGUUGCUGCACGUUUUGUGGAGCGCAUUCCUUCUCCCGAACCUGUUCUUGGAAACAAAGAAGGGCCUCCAAAGAAAAGAGGCGCUAAAGCUGCCACGAUUUUUAAAGAACCGGAAAGCUUAGAGGAACGUGUUCUUGAAGCAGCAACUCCAGUUGAAGCAAUAAGGUUUCCACUUAUAUUCGAACAAGAGUCAAAUAUAUCUUUAGCUGAUGAUGAUAGCAACAUCUCUGCGGGGAAGCGUAAACAACCCGAUGUGGACUCAUCAGAUCAGAGCAAUGAAGUAAUAUGGCGUCCUAAUUUCGAGGAGUUCAUCCGCCGCCUUAGGCAUAAGGCGUGUGUGGAGAUAGUGAAAGACCGCAGGGAUGAAGGAUGUGCCAUUGUCUUGAAGGCAAUGUUAGAAGUUGGAAGAUCUCAGGAGAAGAAGGUGAAAACCGACAAGUCGGUUCCAAUAUCAAUGGGUUCCAUCUACGAAGAGGUUAUAAAGACAGAAGCAGGCCGCACUAUGCUACAAGAGCGAGUUGAAGCAUGCCUUGAACAAUUGAGUGCAACCUCUUCUUAUCUACCAGCAUUUGUGAUUGAAACGGAUGAUUCGUAUGUAGUUGAUUUUAAAUCCAUCAUCAGCGUAGCACAGAAAGAUGAGAUAGAAGCAGUGAUUAUGAGAAGAUACGGUAAAGAAGCUUUCAGAAUGUUCAGAUACUUAUCUCAGGAAGACCGCUUUGUUGAGACUGAUAAGAAACUGGCGGUGACUGGUACAUUUUGUCCCUUCCAAUUGUGGAAGGUAAACAAGCUGAUUGUGUCGAGGCAAAUGUUGGAUGAGAUGUAUCAUGCUUCCUUAAACUUGAGUCUCAGGUUGACCCAUGAAGUUGAUUCCGAGAAAGAGUUGCUGUUGCUGCCAACGACGAAACUUGAAGGAGCAUUGAAGGAGAGACUGAAUAAGAUCAAAGCUAAGAGGAUGUUGCUCUCUUCCACUAGGUUUAAACUUGAUGAUGCCAUUAUGCUUUUUCAUGACUUCUAA
This is a messenger RNA of Thlaspi arvense, 1479 nucleotides long. NCBI's taxonomy places the organism in Eukaryota, Viridiplantae, Streptophyta, Magnoliopsida, Brassicales, Brassicaceae. The record is from the annotation of a GenBank genome assembly.